This is a messenger RNA of Humulus lupulus (European hop), 1182 nucleotides long. RefSeq lists its product as uncharacterized. Lineage: Eukaryota; Viridiplantae; Streptophyta; Magnoliopsida; Rosales; Cannabaceae. The record is from RefSeq and is a predicted model, not a curated record. Bases 1 to 1182 code for a protein of 393 amino acids. The transcript has a single exon.
AUGGCGUCGUCUAGUACGAAUAUGGAUGAUUUGGAAGUUAGAUGGGAUGAGUUACAGAUUGAUGAUGAGCAUGAAUGUGGAUUGGCAUUUGAUGAAACAGUGGAAAAUGAGGAUGACUUUGACGCAAGGUGGUGCUUGGUCGGAAAGAUACUUUAUGAGCGGUCCACUGAUUAUGAUUCAUUUCGUAAUGUCAUGGCUUCUCUUUGGCGACCGGUGAAGGGUAUGUUCGUUAAAGAACUCGAGACAAACAAGUAUUUGUUCCAGUUCUUCCAUGAGUUGGACAUCAAGUGCGUUUUGGAGGGGUCCCCGUGGACUUUUAAUCGCACUCCCAUUAUACUGGAGCGACUGAGUUUAGGAGAAAAUCCCAGGUUGGUCACUCUGAAUAAACUGGAGAUAUGGGUGCAAGUUUACAACCUUAAACCGGGAUUCAUGUCUGAUCGGAUCCUAAAAGCUUGUGGGGCGUAUAUGGGGAAAUUUGUUGCAUCAUGUCCGAAGAACUACACUGGAAUAUGGAGGGAAUACCUGCGGGUGAGAGUGAAGAUUGAUAUAGAGCAGCCUCUCAAAAGGAGGAUGAAGAUAUUCACUUCGAAGACUGGUUUUUUCUGGGCUUCGUUCAAAUAUGAACGUCUCCCAACUUUCUGUUUUGUUUGUGGCGUCCUGGGACAUUCCGAGAGCUUUUGCCAUAAGUUGUUCGAUGAAGGAGAUGAAAACAUGCCUCGGCCUUAUGGGAUCUUCAUGAGGGCUCCUGACCGCAGAGGACAACGGAAUAUUGGGGCAAGGUGGCUUCGGGAUAAUAUGGCAAGGCCUCUUGAAUCGGCUCCGGAGGUGAAUCGCUUGGGGGCUGAGAAUCGAUCAGGCCGAGGGGGUGCUGCCAUGGUGCCGCGAAAUGCUCGGAGUAAUGGAGAGGAUCGUGGCCUUGAUGAAGGAGCAAAUCGUGGAAUUAUUGGGGGAGAGAUCCGUGGCCUUGAUAGAGGUGAAAAUCGUGGGAAUAUUGGGGGAGAGAUCCGUGGCCUUCAUAGAGGAGAAAAUCGUGGGGAUAAGGUGGGAGAAUAUCGUGUUGACUCUGGGAGAGAAGAUCUGGUAUUAAUUCGGGGGCAAGAUACUAGGGGUAGUCCGAAUAAUAUGCUCCAAUUAUCAACCUUUAAUGAGAAUGAGGUGGCAGCUGCAGGAGUCAAAGGUUGA